Gekko japonicus is the source of this 3515-nucleotide messenger RNA. It is a transcript of the gene COL28A1, whose product is annotated as collagen, type XXVIII, alpha 1. The transcript has 34 exons. Bases 108 to 3515 code for a protein of 1135 amino acids. The record is from RefSeq and is a predicted model, not a curated record. NCBI's taxonomy places the organism in Eukaryota, Metazoa, Chordata, Lepidosauria, Squamata, Gekkonidae. Gene Ontology annotation, molecular function: serine-type endopeptidase inhibitor activity.
GUGUUUUCCAGUUAAUAUUUGUGGCUAGUUUAUUUAUUCUGCAGUGUAUUGUUGCUGGGCUGUGUACGGAGCAGUGAGCAAUCCUUGGAUUUUGGAUUCCAGUCACUAUGUGGAAAAAACAUUUUGUCUUUUCCUUUUUUGUUUUGGCCGUUGCUACAAAUUGUAUAGCGUAUGGACAAACCAGAAGAAAGGGACAAAGGCCAAGUUCUCUUCUAGCAAGACAAGACAAUCUUCAGGAUUCCACCUGCUUCAUUGAUAUCCUCUUUAUCCUGGACACAUCUGAAAGUGCCAGAGGGGACCUUUUUCAGAACCAGAAAGAUUUUGUCAGCCUCUUAAGUGACAAAAUUUUCCGCCUGAAGCCCACUCGUGUCCAAAGGUACGAUAUCCGGCUAGCAGUCAUGCAAUUCAGCAGCUCAGUCAUUAUCGACCAUCACUUAAGAUCCUGGAGAGGCCUGCAGAACUUUAAGCAAACCUUCUCUAGAAUGUCCUUUAUUGGACAGGGCACCUACACCUAUUAUGCUAUUUCCAAUGCUACUCACCUGUUCCAAACAGAAGGACGAGAAAAAAGCAUCAGAGUGGUUUUGUUGAUGACUGAUGGUAUUGACCAUCCAAACAGUCCUGGUGUUCAGGGCAUCUCUAACGAUGCCAGAGCUCUUGGAAUAUCUUUCAUUACCAUUGGCCUUUCUAAUGUCGUCGAUCGAGCCAAACUGCGGUUGAUAUCUGGUGAUUCUCCGGGGAUACCUGUUCCAAUCUUGGAUGAGUUCAACCUUUCAGAUAAAAUCCGGGACCGGUUGGAAACUUUAUUUAAUCAGAAGUGCUGUGAGCUGGGUGGCUGCGAAGAGAAGCGCUGCGAAUGCCAGAAGGGAGAGCCAGGACCCCCAGGACCUGCCGGAUAUCAUGGUGAAAGCGGGCAGAAGGGAGAACGAGGAUCUAAAGGAGAAAAGGGCGAGUUUGUAAAAGGAGACCCCGGAGAAAAGGGUUCUGAGGGUAGUCCUGGCUUAAUGGGCGAAAAGGGUAACAAAGGGGAGUGCGGAAUACCAGGCGUAAAAGGAGACAGAGGGCAGGAAGGUCCAUUUGGCCCGAAGGGACCUAGAGGCCUUCAGGGAAUUGCUGGCCCUCCAGGUGAGCCUGGUCCAAAAGGUAUUCAAGGAAAGAAGGGGGAGCCAGGGCCAACAGGCCCUUAUGGACCUCCAGGAGUCCCUGGAACUGGCUAUCCAGGACCUAAGGGUGAGAGAGGUCAGGAAGGAAGAACUGGGCCACCAGGACCUACUGGAAUUGGUGAGCCAGGCUUAGUGGGUCCCCGUGGUCCUCAGGGCGUGGCAGGUGAAAGGGGUCAACCAGGAGAAGGAAUUCCAGGCCAAAAGGGUGAAAAAGGUUCUGAAGGGCCAGCAGGACCAGUUGGACCACCAGGCCAGUUCAUCAAAGGAGAUAAGGGUGAGCGAGGGAUGGAUGGACUGCAGGGCCCGAUGGGACCAACUGGAACUGGUAUCCAAGGAGUUCAGGGAAUUCAAGGUCCGAAAGGGGUGCCUGGGAUAAAAGGUUCACGAGGCGUAGGCCUACCUGGACCAAAGGGACAAGAUGGUGCACCUGGACUAAAAGGAGACAUAGGACUACCAGGAAUUGGACUACCUGGACCUAAGGGAGAUCUAGGAAUACCAGGAUUUCCAGGAGAAAAUGGGAAACCAGGGUUAACUGGAGAAAUUGGGAAAAAGGGGGAACGAGGAUUUCCUGGCCCAAGAGGCCCAGAAGGAAUGCCUGGGAGAGGAGAAAUGGGUCUGAAGGGUGAAAUGGGACAGAAAGGAGAGCAAGGAUUUGCUGGUGUGAGAGGAGUAUCAGGUCCACUAGGACCAAAGGGUGAACCUGGAAUCAAAGGUGCAGUUGGUAACCCUGGACCUUCAGUUCGUGGGCCACCUGGCCCCAAGGGGGAACAAGGAUUUGCUGGGCCUCCUGGAAAUGAUGGAAGUCCUGGAAAUUCCAUUAUGGGACCUAUGGGGAUUCCCGGAGCACCCGGUCCUCAGGGACCAAGAGGUCUGAAAGGAGCGGGUGACCCAGGGCAAAAGGGAGAACCUGGAACGAGAGGACCUUCAGGGCCUCCUGGGCAACCAGGAAUCGGAAUACCUGGGCCAAAGGGUGCCAUGGGGCAAAAAGGCUUGCCUGGGCCACAGGGCCCUCCAGGAUAUGGUACACAAGGAAGUAAGGGAGAACCAGGCUUUCAAGGCUUGCCAGGACCAAAAGGCUCCAUGGGGCUUGGACUUCCUGGCCCUAAGGGAGAAUAUGGAGAUAAAGGUGAUCAAGGAAAGAGAGGUGACAAAGGAGAGACUGGUGAUCUUGGACCUGCAGGACCAAGGGGGUUUUCAGGAGCUAAAGGUGAACCUGGUCUUACUAAAGAAGAUAUAAUCAAACUCAUAAUGGAAAUAUGUGGCUGUGGGUUUGACUGCAGGGACAGUCCUUUGGAACUUAUAUUUGUGAUUGACAGCUCUGAAAGUGUGGGGCCCGCCAAUUUUGACCUCAUCAAACGUUUUGUAAAAGCAGCCAUUGACAAAGUCCGAGUUGACCCAGUGACAGCGCGUGUCGGCAUCAUCAACUUCAGCCACAGGGGAUAUGUGGUAUCCACUUUGCCACAAUGCACCAGCCAAGACUGCCUGAAUAUCGCUGUUGAUAAAAUGCAUUAUUUAGGAGAGGGCACAUACACAGCUACCGCUCUCAAUAAAACCAUUGGGAUGUUCCAGGAGGCCCGACCGGAGGUGAAAAAAGUGGCCAUCGUCAUAACAGAUGGGCAAGCGGAUGUUCGUGAUGAAAAGUUGGAAGAUGUAGUCAAGGUUGCGCAUAACCGCGACAUAGAAAUAUUUGUAAUUGGUGUGGUUCAAAAGAAUAAUUCCAAUUAUAAAAACAUUCGGAAAGAGAUGGAGCUCAUUGCUACAGACCCAGACAGUGAGCAUAUCUGCGAGAUACAUAAUUUCUUCGGCUUACGAUCUCUUGAGGAAAAGAUCUUCAAACAAAUUUGUAAAAAUGUUUCUGCCACCCAUAUCAAGAAAGUGCUGAGUUCAUCCUCGGCACUUUACCCUGAAGGUGAACGGACGGGUCAGUUUGCUAGAGCGCAGACUCCAGAGCCGUACAUCCCUCCAUCUGAGCCAGAAUCAGAUUAUCUAUACCCUCCCUGGACACGCAGAGAACCCUAUGCCACCACACUUUCUCCUAGGCAUACUCCUGUUACUCAUAGACAAGAUUAUAGGGAACCCAGAACCCACACUCCAGCAACUCCUCUCUCACCUAAUGUAACUCAUUCUUUGCGGCCGACAUCAGCCAUUGUGCAGCCUCGGAUAGUAAUAGGUGGAGCAAAAGCUGCUAGGUGCUUGGAACCAAUGAGACCCGGAGACUGUCGAAACUACCAAGUGAAGUGGUAUUAUGACAAGGAUGCCAAUUCUUGUGCCCGAUUUUGGUAUGGUGGCUGUCAGGGUACCCAUAACCGGUUUGAGACAGAACAAGAGUGCCGAGCAACGUGUGUUCAAGAAUAA